AUGGCAGCGGGAAUCGUUGCCCCCCCCACCCCACCUCCACGCGCGUUCGCCGCCCACCGCCUCUGCCGCCAGCGUCUCUUCCCACCGCACCUUUCCUCCACCUGCUCCGCCGCGCCUCCCUUCUCCCCGGAAAUUCCGAUGUUCCUUCCAGAUCCGCCGGAAUUCCCAGAUGCCUUUGAGAAAUUCACAAACGUGACAACGAUACUGCCAUUAACUGGCAAACAAUACUCCGAGAAGGUAGCAGAAAAUUGCGUCGCCUACUGGAAAAAAGUAGAGAAAUACACCGAUGCAGAGUCUGCUGCAAUCGAAAAGUUCCUCCAAGUGAUGAACAAUGACUUGCUUUUUUCGCCUCUAUUAAUCGACUCCUCUAUUAAACAACUAUUGGAAGCAGUGCUUGAGUCGAUUAUCGGUAGGCACGGUGUAUCCCCUUCAGCAAAACAGAGUUUGGCUGCAAGAAUAUCGGAUUUGCUGCUGAAGCCGAAUGAACCCGAGAAAGUUGCUGCUGCUACUGCAAAACCUCAGGAAAACUAG
Molecule: messenger RNA, 531 nt
Organism: Erythranthe guttata (spotted monkey flower)
Lineage: Eukaryota; Viridiplantae; Streptophyta; Magnoliopsida; Lamiales; Phrymaceae
Source: RefSeq, a predicted model, not a curated record